Uloborus diversus is the source of this 1281-nucleotide messenger RNA. RefSeq lists its product as uncharacterized. The record is from RefSeq and is a predicted model, not a curated record. Lineage: Eukaryota; Metazoa; Arthropoda; Arachnida; Araneae; Uloboridae. The coding region runs from base 1 to 1281 and encodes 426 amino acids. The transcript has 8 exons.
AUGUAUGAAUUUGUUGCAAGCACUGCAUCUGAGAAGAAAAUAACUGACAGCUCUGCAGAAGUUCAAGAGGAAGUAAAAACUAUUGAAGUUGAAUCAGAGCAAGAGUCCAAACAGCUUGCAAACGAACCAGAGGUACCACCUCCUAGUGAACCACCUAAUGAACCACCUAGUGAACCACCUGAUGAUACACCUCAAAGAGCGAGAACAGUGAGUUCUACUGAAGAUUCCAAUGACACUGACUCACAAGUGCUUUCGAGAAUUCAACGCAUUGAAAUCUUACAAAUCACUGAAGGACCCCAACUCAUAGAACCCAGCGAAGUUGUCAUUCGCAGUGGUGCUGUUUAUGAAACUGCAGAGCCUGUUUUAACUCCCGUUGAAAAAUUAAGGCGGAAAGAUGUAGAAAUAGUUAAAGCAAUUGAAGAAAAAGAGAAGAUACUAGCAGACAUGUUCCAAGUUCCUGUUGAGGAGUUGAGUAAUGAGAUUCCGGUUGAUACCAAAGACAUGACAGCAUCAGAAUUAAUGUUGAUUGCUGUUCAACAAGCUACUAGAUUAUCAUCUUUAAUAAAUGAUGGUUUGAAUUUGGCUAGUGAUGAUUCAUCUACUUCUAAUACAAAUGAUGCAUCUGUGGAUGAUAGAACUAGCUGUACCCAUUCAUCAUCUCAGGAAAAAUUGGGAUUAAAAUACCUUCUUCGACCACGAGGAAUAUCUCAUCAUAAUUUAAUGCCAGUAUCUUCUACACUGAGUAGUUGUCUAGAUCAAUUAAUGGCUAUGGUUACAGAUCUAGAAGAAGACAGGAAACAGUUAAGAAAGGAGCUCUUGAGUGCUAGAGAACAAAUUCACACACUUCACGAAACCCAUCGUCACUGCAUCGUUCAAUCUCAGUCACCCAGCACUCAUUCUAGACCCAGCAGUUUUGUCUCAGUGGGUUCAACAACAUCAGAUUGCCUUGGAGAUAUUUUUGAGCACCAACAUCUAUUUUCAGUAUUAGAAAAAUCUGAAGAAAGUGUACGAGCCGAUAUUCCAAAAGAAGAUAGUGUUACACCUCAGCCAUCAUCUAGUCCAGAGAGUAAAGAAAUGCCUUCCGAUGAAAGGUGGACAUUGAACCAGUGUGAAACUGAGAGGACUUGUGAAUCAGUUGAGAGUGAAUCAAACUGUGAUGCCCCAAAUACCACGAGCGAGCCUUGUGGUAGUGAUGCAAACUGUGGAGAUUUGUCUCCCAUCAUGGAAUCUGAUUCAGUUUGUAGGACAAUACCAGAAAGUGUGGAUCCAGUGUACCUCUGA